ACACAGUACCUCUACAGGCCCCUCCCACUUUACAGUUUAUAGGGGGUAUAUAUUGAAGAGGCAAGAGAUGGAGGCUUAAAUUCAGGAGAGGCACACAGUGACACACAGACAGAGGGAAACAGGUAGGAGACGGAGAUACAGACAGGCACACAGAGGCAGACAGAAGGGCAGCCACACUACAUCAGAACCUACUACUGCCACCUCUGCUGAAGGGCUCUGUCCUCUUUUUGCUUGGCUCCUCGAUGUCUGCGUCACGGUGGGGAGAAGGUGCCUGUAUGGGACUCCCUGAGCCUCGCUGCAGAGGCUCAUGGGACCUCACUGUCAUCGAAGGGCUGCUAAAGUCAGAGAACAAGCAUCUGCCCUCGCCACUUUACGUGUCUCUCAUUGAAGAAGAUUCGCACACCAGGGAGGCCCUGGCCAACUGGACACUGCAGGUGUGCAGUGAGCACGGCUCUGUGGACGCAGUGUUUCCUCUGGCCAUCUCGCUGUUAGACCGCUAUUUGUCCCAGUCCUUCUCCCUGCCCAUCUCGCCGCUCUGCCUCACUGCAGCCUGCAUUCUGCUGGCUUCCAAACUGGCAGAUGAAAAGGCUGUGGGCGCCGACGCCCUGUGCACAGCUGCCCGCUUCGCUUUUCUCCCACAGCACCUGCGGGACAUGGAGAUUAUCGUCCUAGCAUCUCUCCAUUGGGAUAUUACUGCCGUGACCCCCCAAGACUUCCUUCCACACUUCUUGUCUGCAUUGAGGGACAGGGCUGGGACCCUCGGCGGAGACACCGAAAGCUUGCGCUCAUUUCUACGCGCUCGGAGCAGCACCCUGGCCGCCUUGUGUGUCUGCCAGUCCCAGUUUUUGGGAACACGCCCCUCCGUGAUUGCAGCGGCGGCUUUGAACUGCGCCCUUAGGGAGCUGGGGCUCCAGCGAGUUCAGCUUGACAGGAUGACCAGCACACUAGCAGGACUUUGUAAGACAGAUGCGGCAGCGGUGCAGCACUUUUCUGAGAUGAUAGAAAUUAACAUGCUCCGGAGGAGUCAGAGGAUGGGACUGAAGGAGAGGGAUCUGAAUGUUAAUGUCAGUGAUGAAGAAACACAGGAAUGCAGAGCCAGCACACCAACGGACUUAAGGGACAUCGAUUUUUAGGCAAUUGUGAAAUGUGCUGCGUAAUUUUACCACUCAAUCGGAUGAGUUGUUUAGACAAUUUACUAAUAGGCCCACAAUUUUUC
Messenger RNA from Paramormyrops kingsleyae, 1216 nucleotides. Its product is annotated as G1/S-specific cyclin-D2-like. The record is from RefSeq and is a predicted model, not a curated record. Lineage: Eukaryota; Metazoa; Chordata; Actinopteri; Osteoglossiformes; Mormyridae.